CACCACUUGACCCUGCACCAUCUUCGCCUAACACUUGCUGUUACUCCUAAAGUGCAUGGAAUGACGGAUUACAGGAUAACACCGUCGAUGAAUCUCUGGGGCUCCGACGAGAACCCCUCGGUGAUAGACUCCUUCAUGAAUUCGGAUCUUACCACUUUCUGCUGGCCGGGGCCUCCUGCGGCGCAGGCGCAGCAUCAGCAGCCGCAGCCGCACUCGGCGGCCUCCACGUCUGCGGACCCCACGAAGGCUCUGGUGCAGUCGCAGCCGUCUGUGGCCAUGUUCAACCAGGAGACGCUGCAGCAGCGGCUUCAGGCGCUGAUAGAAGGGGCGCGGGAGAGCUGGACCUACGCUAUUUUCUGGCAGUCUUCGUAUGACUACUCUGGCGCGUCGGUGCUGGGAUGGGGAGAUGGGUACUACAAAGGCGACGACGACAAGUCGAAGGGGAAGGGGAAAACGAAGACGUCGUCGGUGGCCGAGCAGGAGCAUAGGAAGAAGGUGCUGCGGGAGCUGAACUCCCUGAUCUCGGGGUCGGCGGCGCCGGCGACGGACGAAGCGGUGGACGAGGAGGUCACAGACACCGAGUGGUUCUUCCUGGUGUCGAUGACCCAGUCGUUUGUCAACGGCGGGGGACUCGCCGGGCAGGCGUUCUUCAGCUCUAGUCCGGUUUGGGUCACUGGGGCGGACCGGCUGGUCGCGUCGACGUGCGAGCGGGCUCGCCAGGGGCAGUUGUUUGGGCUCCAGACCAUGGUGUGCAUACCCUCCGCGAACGGCGUGGUGGAGCUGGGCUCCACCGAACCCAUCUUCCAGAGCUCCGAUCUGAUGCAGAAGGUGAGGGUUCUCUUCAAUUUCGAUAGCCUGGAAAUGGGUGGGUCAUGGGGUAUUACCGAUCAGGGCGAGAACGACCCGUCAUCGCUCUGGCUCAACGAUCCGACUCCGACUCCGCCUGCGGCGAUUGAGAUCAAGGACUCGCUCAAUAACACUACUGUUCCAUCAGUUCCGGGCACCACCGCAAACAACGGGCUUCAGAUUUCGAAGCCGAUUCAGUUUGAGAACCCAAGCUCCAGUAGCUUGACCGAGAACCCGAGCGUGAUUCAUGCCCAGAGCAGCCACCAGACGCGCCACCAAUCGCAGACCCAGAGCUUCUUCACCAGGGAAUUGAACUUUUCGGACUAUGGAUUCGAGGGUAGUAGUGUUGUAAAGAAUGGGAAUUCACAUUCAUUGAAGCCCGAAUCCGGCGAGAUAUUGAAUUUCGGGGAGAGCAAGAGGAGCUCCUACGUUUCGGGUCAAUCCCAAUUUCCGGCAGAGGCGGAGGAGACGAAUAAGAAGAAGCGUUCGCCGGCGUCGAGGGGUAGUAACGAAGAUGGAAUGCUAUCGUUUACGUCGGGUGUCAUUUUGUCGAACACUUGUGUGGUGAAGUCCAGCGGAGGCGUCGGAACCGGCGAUUCCGACCACUCAGACCUUGAGGCAUCGGUGGCGAAGGAGGCCGAUAGUAGCAGGGUGGUCGACCCAGAGAAACGUCCCCGAAAACGGGGUCGAAAGCCGGCGAACGGCCGUGAAGAGCCUCUGAAUCACGUCGAAGCAGAGAGGCAGAGAAGAGAGAAGCUCAACCAGAGGUUCUACGCGCUCCGAGCCGUGGUUCCCAACGUCUCGAAGAUGGACAAAGCGUCCCUUCUCGGCGACGCGAUCCUGUACAUAAACGAGCUGAAAACGAAGCUCCAGGGCACGGAGUCUGACAAGGAGGACUUGCAGAAGCAAUUGGAGACGUCGAAGAAGGAAUUGGCUAGCAAAGACCCGCGCUAUUCGGCAUCCUCUCCCCCGCCUCUGCCGUCCGAUCAAGACCCAAAGACGUCGAGAUUGAUAGACUUGGACAUCGACGUGAAGAUCAUCGGAUGGGACGCGAUGAUUAGGAUCCAAUGCAGCAAGAAGAACCACCCAGCUGCGAAGCUCAUGACGGCUCUGAUGGAGAUGGACUUGGAUGUGCACCACGCCAGCGUAUCGGUGGUGAACGAUUUGAUGAUCCAACAAGCAACGGUGAAGAUGGGUAGUCGGUUUUACACGCAGGAGCAGCUCAGGCAAGCGCUCUCAGCCAAAGUUGGGGAUUCCCGAUAAUUUUGGGAAAGCAAGCGAAAGCCCGAAUAAGAACAACUGUGGAAAGGCAGAGAGAUUCAUUCUUUGCCAGUGGGUGUCGGCGCUCUGGGACAUUUUAAGGUUCCCUGGAGCUGAGAGAGCAGCUCUGUAAUAUACACUGUUCUGUAUUUUUGGUAGUCUAUUCUCUGUUAGUGUAAUUUGUGUUGAGAUUAUUGUUCUUCUUUGUUCUUCUGAGGAGCUCAAACUAGUGAACAUUUUUCGACUUCCAAGGAGAUGGGAGGUGUUGUAUAGCUCCCCCAUCAUGCUGAAAAUAGCUUCUUCUUUUUUCUUUUUCUUUUCUUGUUGUUUAUAUGUAUAUAUACAUAUGUAUGUCAGUAUUCAGUCAAUUGGAACCUCAUCAAGUUGCUGGGUUUA
This is a messenger RNA of Alnus glutinosa, 2502 nucleotides long. Its product is annotated as transcription factor MYC2-like. The record is from RefSeq and is a predicted model, not a curated record. The transcript has a single exon. Gene Ontology annotation, cellular component: nucleus. Gene Ontology annotation, molecular function: transcription cis-regulatory region binding; DNA-binding transcription factor activity; protein dimerization activity. Gene Ontology annotation, biological process: regulation of DNA-templated transcription. NCBI's taxonomy places the organism in Eukaryota, Viridiplantae, Streptophyta, Magnoliopsida, Fagales, Betulaceae. The coding region runs from base 61 to 2109 and encodes 682 amino acids.